CCUGAAGGGCGGGGUCCACGCACCCCGGCCGCCUGCGGGCCGGGGGGAUAACCCUGGGGCGGGGAGCCGGGCAGGCCUCCGAGGAGGGCGGGCCUGGGGCCGAAGUCGGCCCCGGACCCCCCCAGGAGAGGUGGUGUGGGUAGAAAGGGAGCAGCGGACGCCAGACCCGGGCCCCGUGUGGGUGCCCCGCAGGCCUCCGCGGGCUCAGAGCUGGGGAGGCGCCCCUGGGGGUGGAGGGGGGCAGGCCUGGGGGGUCACUUCCGCAGACAGGGGCUCUCCAGAGCCCUCGGGAGACGUGUGGGUCCCCAGGGGGCGCCCCCCAUCCGUUGGAGAGGUGUGGGUAUGCUGGGCUGGAGGGACUUGGGUGUGGCGGGAGUGGGGGGUGCCUGUGGGGUCUGCAGAGGGGCAGCCAGAGAGGGUCUGGACCUUGCGGAAGGGAGAGGCCACCAAGGGCACAGGAGGAGAUUGAAGGGCAGGGGAUCAGGGCAGGGAAUGAGCGGGAUUGGGGGGUGGGAUACGUGUCGACAGCUUUGGGGCAGGACCCCCGGCUGCUGUGUCUUCCCCUCGUCCCCUCCCCCCGCCGCUGCUGGGCUCAGAGGUCAAGCCCCCUUUGCCAUGGACAGGGUCAUGCAGCUGAGCUGGCUUCUGGUCUUCCUGUCCCUCUGCCUGGGUGUCCUGCCCACCAGGGCAGGGGAGGGGAAGCGAAAGCUCCAGAUCGGAGUAAAAAAGCGGGUGGACCACUGCCCCCUCAAGUCCCGCAAGGGCGAUGUGCUCCACAUCCAUUACACAGGGAGGCUGGAGGACGGCACUGAGUUUGAUAGCAGUCUGCACCGGGACCAGCCCUUUGUCUUCUCCUUGGGGACAGGCCAGGUCAUCAAGGGCUGGGACCAGGGGCUCCUUGGGAUGUGUGAGGGGGAGAAGCGGAAGCUGGUGAUCCCUUCAGAGCUGGGAUAUGGGGAUCGAGGAGCUCCCCCGAAGAUUCCAGGUAGAGCCACAUUAGUGUUUGAGGUGGAACUGCUGAAGAUUGAGCGGAGACCUGAACUCUAGCAGAGGGGUUGGGGAGGGGAAUUGGGAGGGAGGGAGGGAAGUCCU
This is a messenger RNA of Phascolarctos cinereus (koala), 1092 nucleotides long. It is a transcript of the gene FKBP2, whose product is annotated as FKBP prolyl isomerase 2. The record is from RefSeq and is a predicted model, not a curated record. Lineage: Eukaryota; Metazoa; Chordata; Mammalia; Diprotodontia; Phascolarctidae. Gene Ontology annotation, molecular function: peptidyl-prolyl cis-trans isomerase activity. Gene Ontology annotation, biological process: protein peptidyl-prolyl isomerization. Gene Ontology annotation, cellular component: endoplasmic reticulum.